ACUAUGCAAUCGAAGAGGAAGGAGAUGAAGAUGGAGUUGGUGUCAUGCGAAAGGAGGUUACAGAAGUUGAUAAAUAAGAGCACAUUUAAACACUGUACUAAUUAUAACGAAAAUCUGAACGCUGUCGCACUGGAGAACAAAAUUAUAAAAUUCAAUAAACCUAUAUAUAUUGGUAAAUAUACUUUUAAAUUGCACUUUUAUCAUUUAUUAAUACAUUUAUUAUUUACAGGAUUUGCUGUACUAGACAUUAGCAUAACUAAAAUGUACGAUUAUCAUUAUAAUAUCAUGCAUAAACAUUAUGGAGACAAAAUUAAAUUAAUGUACACUGACACAGAUUCGUUGGUAUACCAUAUAUAUACUGAGGACUUCUAUGUAGACUUGGCUGCUAAUUCUAAUCUACUGGACCGGAUGGACACUGCUAACCUACCCAGUGACCAUCCGUGUUAUGUGGCAACCAGAAAUAAGGAGCCAGGACUCUUUUCCGAUGAGGUGGAUGCUAAUAUUAUUACAGAGUUUGUUGCGUUGAGGGCCAAGUCAUACGCGUUUAAUGUAUAUGCUGGUCCAGAGGAUGAGGUGGUAAAUGACAGAGUAGGAGAAGAAAAGAUCAAGGCGAAGGGUAUCAGGUCUCAUGUGGUUAAAAACCACAUGACAUUGGAAGAUCAUAGGAAGUGUUUGUUUGGGGAAGAAGGAGUAGAGUUAUACAGAGAUAAUGUUUCAAUACGGUCAUUCAAUCACCAACUUGUAACGCUAAAAACAAAAAAGUUAACAUACAACAGCUACGAUGAUAAGAGGGUGGUGUUAGAGGACAAAAUACACACACUGGCCUAUGGACAUUAUAGUAUAAAAGAAGAUGACAUAUGGCCAGAACUUGAGGAAGAUGGAGGGGACUGGAACGAGGAAGAGAAAGAACUAAUGAGAGAGCUACUAUAUUGUAUAACCUGAUUUUAUAUAUUUUCUGUUAAUUAGUCUUAUUAUAUAUUAUAUCGUUUGUUAUAUAUUGUAAAUAAUAUGCACGUUUUAAUAGUUUUAAGUUAGAUUAGUAUAUUUCUUGUAAAUUGUCAUGCCAUUGUAUGUAUUUUUGUAAUUGCAAUACAUAAACUUGAAAUUAUUGUAAAUAAUAUGCAUGUUUUAAUAGUUUUAAGUUAG
Messenger RNA from Metopolophium dirhodum (rose-grain aphid), 1146 nucleotides. RefSeq lists its product as uncharacterized. The transcript has 3 exons. The record is from RefSeq and is a predicted model, not a curated record. Lineage: Eukaryota; Metazoa; Arthropoda; Insecta; Hemiptera; Aphididae. The coding region runs from base 4 to 942 and encodes 312 amino acids.